CUAGCUGGCUAGCUGUAACCCAAUCCCACCAAUUUCCCCUACUUCUACAUUCAUUCAUUAUCCUCUUUCAUCCUGCAUGUGACUCUCUCCCUCUCUCUGUCUCUCUGUCUCUCUCUCUCUCUCUCUCUCUGAAGACCCAUCACUCUCUCCCCACACCCCAUGGCUCUUCCACCUCCACUCUCCCUCCUCCUCACCGCCCUCCUCCUCCUCUUCCUCUCCACCUCCCUCUCCCGAGCCCAGACCGACAGUACCCCAACCCUCCGCCUUACCACCCAAUCCCUCGACUGGCCCUCCAACGACUUCGCCAUUUUCGACGACGGAGACAUCGACGGCAUCAGCACGGAAGCCGACCGGAGGUCUCUUUACUGGACAGCAAGGCACUAUUACAUCUCCUACGGAGCUCUGUCGGCGAACAGGAUCCCGUGUCCGGCGAGAUCGGGGAGGUCUUACUAUACCCACAACUGUUACAGUGCCAGCGGGCCCGUUCGACCCUAUUCGAGAGGCUGCUCUGCAAUCACUCGUUGCAGAAUAUAGAGCCGGCUGCGGUACUUGGGUGGUUGUGUUUCGGAUUUCUUGAUUGUUGUUGUAUUUUCGUGGUUCUUGGGGUUUUGCUCGGAUUUCUACUAGGAAAUGUGGGAAUGUGAGGGAAUUGGAUUGUGCAGAUUCUCAGUAAUGUCUAUGCUAUAUUGAGGAUUAAAGUGGGUUUUAUUUGAA
Molecule: messenger RNA, 714 nt
Organism: Rhododendron vialii
Lineage: Eukaryota; Viridiplantae; Streptophyta; Magnoliopsida; Ericales; Ericaceae
Product: protein RALF-like 34
Exons: 1
Coding region: 160-534 (124 amino acids)
Source: RefSeq, a predicted model, not a curated record